Closterium sp. NIES-65 is the source of this 4573-nucleotide messenger RNA. Lineage: Eukaryota; Viridiplantae; Streptophyta; Zygnematophyceae; Desmidiales; Closteriaceae. The record is from the annotation of a GenBank genome assembly.
AUGUAUAGGGAGAGUACCGACGCCUUUUCACGCAGGGGACUUCAUUCGUCGUACACCGCCUGUGGCCUGAGAACUCUUAAACGAAACAAGUGGAAGAACCGGAAGGAGGUACGUGGAGUUGGGUUUGGGAGAGAACGGGCGGGGCGGGGGGAGGUCGCAACUGGACAGCUGGACGUGCUGGAGAAGGCAGUGCGCAUCCUGCACCUGCGCUACCGCUCCUGCCUGCGGCCGCUCACCCCUCCGUUCACCUGUUCCUCCCCAACCCCACUCAACCCCAUGCCCCUUCCCCUCUUAACCUGCAUCCCUCUUACCUGUGUCACCCACACUCCUCUUCCCCCUCACCCCCACCCCACGCCCCCACCACUCCCCUCCCACGCCUACCCGCCCACACGAGCAGAGAACGGGCGGGGCGGGGGGAGGUCGCAACUGGACAGUGUGGAGCUGGACGUGCUGGAGAAGGCAGUGCGCAUCCUGCACCUGCGCUACCGCUCCUGCCUGCGCCCGCUCACCAAGGGGCGCCUGCCGUCCGUGACUGAGCUCAGGGAGCUGAGAGUGAGCGCUGAGGCGCUGGGCGUGCGGUCUGCUCUACUGUGCCUCGACAGAAUACCCAAGGGACGCCUACCCUCAGUGACUGAGCUCAGGGAGCUGAGAGUGAGCGCUGAGGCGCUGGGUGUGCGGUCGGCCCUGCUGUGCCUCGACAGAAUACCCAAGUCAUCUCCCGCUCUUGUACCCUCCUCUUUUCCACCCUCCACCCCCUCCCCCGUCCUCCCAGCCAUUCCCACCCUCCUUCACGCCACCCCUCAACUCCCCCCCUCCCACAGGGCGACCCCCGUCGCCUCGCCCUCUUUGCCUUCCGCACAUUCGCCCUGCGCGCCGAGCUGGACGCGGAGGCCCCUCCCUCCCUUCCCCACCGCUCCCCACCUUCCCCCACUCCUCCCCCACCCCCCCUCAGGGCGAUCCCCGCCGACUGGCUCCCUUUGCCUUCCGCACAUUCGCCCUGCGCGCCGAGCUGGACGCGGAGGCCCUGCUCUUGCCCCUAACACCCCCUUGCUCCCCCCAAGACCCCCCCCUCCUCUCCGCCCCCCUUCCCCAGGGCGACCCCCGUCAUCUCGCCCUCUUUGCCUUCCGCACAUUCGCCCUGCGCGCCGAGCUGGACGCGGAGGCCCCUCCCUCCCUUCCCCACCACUCCCCACCUUCCCCCACUCCUCCCCCACUCCUCCCCCACUCCUCCCCCACUCCUCCCCCACCCCCCCUCAGGGCGACCCCCGUCGCCUCGCCCUCUUUGCCUUCCGCACAUUCGCCCUGCGCGCCGAGCUGGACGCGGAGGCCCUGCGCGACCUAGAUGAGCCUCCCCCAGGCAACGCCUGGCCCGUCUCCUCCUACCGCGUCGGCACCCCGCGGCUCAGAGCCCUCCUAGAAGACAUGGUAGAGGAGGUGGAGAGUCUGUGGAACGCCACUAACAGGACUCUCUAUGAGGUUGCUAUAGUGCUCGCUCCGGUUCUGGCUCAAUACGCGUUGCUGGGGAAGGCGGUGGGGAUGGCUAUGGAGCAGUAUUAUGCUCGGCUGACUGUGAGGAAGCACGGGCGGGUGGUUAUGGCGGUGGGGGAUGAGAUUAUACUUUGGGACGAUGGGUUGGAAGAUGUUCGGGAGCUGUUUUUGGCUGAAAAGGCAGCGGAUGAGCAGCCGUUGGGGUCGGCUGUGAGAAUCGACAGCAUGAAUGAUUACUCGUGGUUUGUCUCUUGGAACGGGACUUCGGCGGUGGAUAAUAUCCCGAGUGAAGUUUCAGUGAAGAAACUGCUGCACUCGAUCGGGGCGCCGACGGCGCGGCUGGCGGGGUUGAGAGCGCGGGAUAAGGGGCUGCUGAUGGGUGUGACUGUACCGGAUGUGAGAAUAGAGGCGGAGAAACGGGUGCUGGCGCAGUUGCAAUGGGUGGUGGACGGUGGAGGGAAGCUGGAGAUUAAGGCCGCCCGGCCACAGCACCAGGGGAUUAGUGCGGGCGUGGGGGAGAGAGAGGUGAUUGGGAGGGGGAAAAGAGCGGCGGGAGGGGGAACAGGGGCGGCGGCAGGGGGUGGCAUGGACGAGCCUGAACCAGCCCACGAGAUCCCCUAUGAGGACCUCGUAGAAGCCACCAAGAACUGGUCGGACGACCUGCAGCUGGGGGAAGGGGGCUCCGCGCCGGCCCACGAGAUCCCCUAUGAGGAUCUCGUAGAGGCCACCAAGAACUGGUCGGACGACCUGCAGCUGGGGGAAGGGGGCUCUGCGGUUGUGUAUAAGGGCGUGUCACCAGAUGGGGAGCUGUGGGCGGUGAAGCGCGGGAAGAAGGGGGGGCUGACGCGGCUUCAGGAUUAUCAUAGAGAGGUGAGAGAAUGGGUGCUAAUGGGUGGGGCAGAGAUAAGGGAAGAUGAAUGCGGUUGUGUACAAGGGCGUGGAGCCGGAUGGGGAGCUGAGCUGUGGGCUGUGAAGCGAGGGAAGAAGGGGGGACUGACGCGGCUUCAGGAUUAUCAUAGAGAGAUCGAGGCAGUUUCCAAGAUGCUUCACCCGAACCUGGUGCGCCUGAUGGGGUUCUGCCAUGAGAACGAGGAGCAGGUGUUGGUGUACGAGUAUGUGGCCAAUGGCACGCUCAGACAACAUUUAUCCCCGUUACAAGGUGACACGGAGAAAGGGGUGCUGUCGUUUGAGCAACGGAUAGAGGCGGCGGUGGGGGUGGCAGAAGCACUGCUGUAUCUACACUCGUGCAAACCGGUGCUCGUGCAUCGAGACGUGAAGAGCCUGAACGUGUUCAUGGAUGAUGAUUUGCAGCCGAAACUCGGGGAUUACGGCAACCUCAAGUCGAUAGGCGACGACGAAAGCGCCACCACACACACACGCGUGGUGGGCACGCCCGGGUAUCUGGACCCGCAAUACUGCCAGACGAGCGUGGUGUCUGUAAGGAGGGUGUGGGGGGGGGGGGGGAAGAAAGAGUGGGGCACGCCCGGGUACCUGGACCCUCAGUACUGCCAGACGAGCGUGGUGUCUGUGUGGAGUGAUGUGUACAGUUUCGGAGUGGUCAUGCUAGAGCUCAUCACAGCCAAGCCUCCAGUGCUCAAGGAGGCACCUUUAGUACUCUCUCUUUCCUCACCCCCCAUUCUCUCUCCCCUUCCUCAUCCCCCCUUUGCCCCAUACCUCUCAGUUUCGGAGUGUUUCGGAGUGGUCAUGCUAGAGCUCAUCACAGCCAAGCCUCCAUUUCGGAGUGGUCAUGCUAGAGCUCAUCACAGCCAAGCCUCCAGUGCUCAAGGAGGCACCUUAAGUACUCUCUCUUUCCUCACCCCCCUUUCUCUCUCCCCUUCCUCAUCCCCCCUUUGCCCCAUACCUCUCAGUUUCGGAGUGGUCAUGCUAGAGCUCAUCACAGCCAAGCCGCCAGUGCUCAAGGAAGCUGACGAUUCGGGGGAGAGAAUGGCACUGGCGAAAUGGGCCACCCCUGCCAUCUGUGCCAACAAUCUAGCAGUCGUCGACCCCAAUGAGGUGACUUUUGAGUCAACUCAAAAGCCUAAUUCGUCCACUCUUUCCUCCGUUCCCCUCUUUCCCGUUCUCCCCGUUCUAUCUGAUCCUCUCCUCCCCUUCCCUAACAAGCAGGCCACCCCUGCCAUCUGUGCCGGCAACCUCGACGCCGUAGUCGACCCCAAUCUAGCCCAGGCCUUCCCGCAGCAGCCCAUGCAGGCAUUCGCCAGCCUGGCAGCCAUGUGUGUGCAACGGCAGCCCAAGGACAGACCCAGCAUGCAGGAGGUGGUGAGGCGGCUCAAGCCGGGUGACCUAGCAGGCACGUGUGUGCAGCGGCAGCCCAAGGACUUACAGAGCUCAGUCUUCCCUCUCCUCCUCGCCCCCUUCCUCGUCAGCAUCUGUCUCCUCCCCCCCACCCAUCAACACGCGCCCCAACCCAUCAAUGCAGCGAAUUCUUCCCCCCAAGCCUGGCAGCCGGGGCUCCUGGCGGGACAACCAGCACCUCACUCCGCCUAUGUCGCCGCUCCCUCCUCUAUCUCACUCACCCGCCUCUCUUCCCAUUCCUUCCCUUCAGCAUCAGUCUCCUCCCCGCCGCCCAUCAACACGCGCCCCAACCCAUCAAUGCAACGAAUUCUUCCCCCCAAGCCUGGCAGCCGGGGCUCCUGGCGAGACAACCAGCAUCUCACUCCGCCUAUGUCGCCCCUUCUACCCACCACCCCCGAACCCUCCUACUCUCCCCGCGCCGCUGCCGCUGGCGGUGGCGGCAGCGGCGGGAUGAAAGUGUUUAACAAAGAGUUUUGGCGGCCUAGGCGGGCCCCUGCGAGGAGCCUAAGGGGUGCGGGUGGGUCUGUGCCGGUGGCAGCACAGGCGGAGUCGAGCAGAGGGCGCAUGUAUGGGCUCGGGCGGAAGGGGAAGAUGGUGAGUGCUGCUGCUUUGAUUUCUGUGGGGGGGAAUCAAAAGGAGAUGGCUGCACUGGCGAAGCUGCAGCACACAAAUCUGGCAGCCAUACUGGGAUAUGCAGCGGACAAGGAGGACAUGCAAAUCGCCUAUGACCUCCCUCCCAACUGCACGUGCCUCGAGAACUACCUCUUUCCAG